GAUCCCACAGCAAGGACCCGUUUGCAGCCCUUGGUCAGCUGCGUUCGAAACAAAAUAUUUCUCAUUAAAUACGCCAUGUUGGAAAUAUUCUCUUUGUAACCAUGAACCACUUUAUCUGUCCUAACACGACGUACCUCGCUUCAAACUCAAUAUGGCGGAGGAAGUGCAGAAUUUAGUUGCUCAAAAUUUUGUAAACUUACGAUGUUUUGGCUGUGAAUUAGGGCUUUUAAAUAACACUGAUGGCUCUGCUCUUUUCUCGCACGGAAACACGUCAGUCAUGGUCGGUGUUUAUGGUCCCGCUGAAGUGAGGUUUAACAAGGAAAUUGUUGAUAAAGCGACUGUGGAGGUUGUAUUUCGACCUAAAACAGGAAUUCCAGGUUGUGCAGAAAAGGCAAUGGAAAGACUGAUAAGAAACACAUGUGAUUCGACAAUUAUAACUACAUUGCAUCCACGAUCAGCCAUGACUAUAGUUGUACAGGAAGUCUGUAAUGACGGAUCUCUGCUUUCAUGUUGCAUCAAUGGCGCAUGCAUGGGAAUGCUGAACGCAGGAUUUCCAAUGAAGUAUUUAGUGGCAGCAAUUACGACUGCAAUUCUUAAGGAUGGUGAAAUAUGCACCGAUCCGAAGGCAAAACAAGAGCAGGAAGCGAAGGCUGUGUUGACGUUUGCCUUUGAGUCCGUAAAUAAAGAGGUGGUGUUAUCAAGUACCAAAGGAGUCUUCACAGUUCAGCAGUAUGAAAGGUGUUUACUAGUAUCUUGUGAUUGUGCCCAGAACAUAUUCAACUUCUAUAAAACCUCAAUAACCCGGCUACUAUCAAAGGAUGUAAAAUUUAUGGAUUUAAAUAUUGCCAAGAAGUCUAUUGAUGCGGAUGAAUUAGGCUAGGAAAUAAUUAGUGAAUAAAGUUCUGUAUCAACUGUCGUUACGUCAGUUUGACUCGGGAAAUGAUAUUUGCGAAUGAAGUCGCAGGAUUUUGUCAACAAUGUGACACAUGCUGGUAUAAUUUAAAGUUGAAUAGUAUAAUGACAAAUGGUCCUGGUAUUCUCAUCACAAAAAAGUUUUGUUGGCCCAAGAUCAUGCAUACACGUAAACGAGACAUAAACAUAUCACAAUUAUACU
This is a messenger RNA of Dendronephthya gigantea, 1114 nucleotides long. Its product is annotated as exosome complex component RRP46-like. Bases 152 to 880 code for a protein of 242 amino acids. The record is from RefSeq and is a predicted model, not a curated record. The transcript has 7 exons. NCBI's taxonomy places the organism in Eukaryota, Metazoa, Cnidaria, Anthozoa, Malacalcyonacea, Nephtheidae. Gene Ontology annotation, cellular component: nuclear exosome (RNase complex); nucleolus; cytoplasmic exosome (RNase complex). Gene Ontology annotation, biological process: poly(A)-dependent snoRNA 3'-end processing; nuclear mRNA surveillance; rRNA catabolic process.